This is a messenger RNA of Aspergillus nomiae NRRL 13137, 1113 nucleotides long. RefSeq lists its product as uncharacterized. The coding region runs from base 1 to 1113 and encodes 370 amino acids. The record is from RefSeq and is a predicted model, not a curated record. Lineage: Eukaryota; Fungi; Ascomycota; Eurotiomycetes; Eurotiales; Aspergillaceae. The transcript has a single exon.
AUGCAACAGCGCAGGCGGGCUUUUUGGCUUGCUAUUUCCGCUCUUAUUCUACUAAUAAUCACGUACGUUUUUCUGUCCAUGCAGCACCGCCCUGCACUUUUACCCACCAACAGCGAUCCGACGCCACAAGAGUCCGACAGCCGUGAGCCAGAAGAGGUCCCAAAAGAAACCACAACACCCCAUCCAUCAGCACCAUCGGUCCAGCAAAAUGCGACGCGCACACUUGUGAUUGCCAAACUACAGGAAGAGGAUACCUUGUGGGUCGACAACCUUGUCCACGAUGACGCUUACCUUACCAGCGCAGUCUAUGUUGUGGAUAAUAAUACCAGUGCACCUUUUACUGUUCCCUUGAAUAAAGGCCAUGAGGUUAUGGUCUAUUUAACCUACAUUAUCGAUCACUAUUAUGAACUCAGCGAUGUUUCAAUAUUUAUGCAUGCUCAUCAAAUCACGUGGCAUAACAACGACUUCCUCGAUUCUGAUUCAGCUAAGAUGGUCCGCCGGUUAAGAAGUCAACAUAUACUAAAAAAUGGUUACAUGAAUCUUCGCUGUCACCUAGAUCCGGGAUGCCCUGACCAUAUCCAUCCAUAUAUAGGAAUGGGCUCUGAUGACAUUCUUAAUGUCCCCGAAGCUGCAGUUAUAGGUAUGGCAUGGGGCCAGCUAUUCCCCGGUAGCCCAGUCCCAUCAGUUCUUUCACAACCAUGCUGCGCACAGUUCGCUGUCAGCGCAGAUCAAAUCCGGAAAAUCCCUCAGGAACGCUACCUUGAAUUCCGCCAUUGGCUUCUCGCAGCCGAACUCGAUGACCGACUGUCUGGGAGAGUCUGGGAAUAUAUCUGGCAUUGGCUAUUUACAGGGCAACCGGAGUUCUGCCCAGUUGAGACAACCUGUUAUUGCGAAGGAUAUGGAAUUUGCUUCGAUCCUAAAGAGUAUCAGCUAUAUUUUCGGAUUCGAGGCGAAGCCCGCAAGUUGGAAGGAGAGGUUCGGGAGUUGGAGUCGGAAGCGACCGAGACAGACAUCACGACUAGUGAAAGAAUAACUGCGUUGAAGAGAAAGAUUAAUGAGCUGCAUGGGGAAAUGAACGAGAUAAAAGCCAGGACGAAGGGUAUUGGGCAGUGA